Messenger RNA from Funneliformis caledonium, 2133 nucleotides. The record is from the annotation of a GenBank genome assembly. NCBI's taxonomy places the organism in Eukaryota, Fungi, Glomeromycota, Glomeromycetes, Glomerales, Glomeraceae.
AUGAAUUUGUCAGGAACCAAUUCUUUAUAUUUUAUAGCGAUUUUUAUAUUAUUUAUAAAUCCAUUAUGCUUAUUUUCUUAUAAAACAUUUUCUUAUAAUGAAACUGAACCUGGAUUUCAGGUUUAUCAAUUAUUAACUUAUUAUGACGGAACUUCGGUGGUUUACUUGAAUAAACCGAUAAAUGGAACCUGCAGCGAACCAAGAAUUAUCCUUCGCAUUAUACAUCCAAAUGGCACAGUCGAUAAAGCAGAAGUGGAUUAUCCAAUCCCAGAUUUUAAUUUUUGCAUUAUACCAAAUGAUAUAUCGAUGUCUUUACAUCUUGUGCUUUAUCGCCAUUUGCCGGAUUAUAUCUAUGUUCUUUACGAGAACUCUACCGAUAUAAAUUCGGCAAGCUAUUUUGCAUUACAUGUUACUCGCACUGGAAAAUUCAUUAGUAAUACAUAUAUUUCACGCGUUUCCGUAAUCAAUGGAGCAUUUUCAAAAUUUGGAAAUAUGGUUCUACACACAAACGAGGAAAACGGCUUUCUUUUUUACAAUCCUUUAACUGAAACGAUUACGGAAUGGAUUUACUUUAACAAUUCUGAUUCGAAUGGAAAUUUUCUACCAAUAAAUAAUGGUCGUUUUGAUCAAGAAAUAUCAGAUAUUUUUCCCACAAUCGAUGGAAAUUUUGGAAUAGUAACUAGAAUUCAUAAAAGUACUUCAAAUAGCCCUCAUGGGCUAAUUGAUCCAACCGAACUAACUUUUGAGCUAUAUAUAACCUUCAUUGGACCAAAUAAAAAUGCUGAUGGCCCAUAUUUACUUUACCAAACUUCAAUACCGAAUUUACAAAUUCAAUCUAGUUGCAAUGUUGCUUAUACAACUAGGGGCUAUUUUUGCAUUCUGAAUAUGAAAGAUGAACAGAAUGAAGAUCCUAAAUAUCAUGUGAUUAAAAUUAUAUUUCAAAAUUCAGGUUCGGUUGUUGAUGUUGAAACAUUUUCAGAUAUCGAAUUAUAUAGAAAUUUAAAUGAAAAUGAAUUUGUAAUAAUUAGUAAUGUAUAUCAUGGAGGUUUUUUGUUGACGAUUUUUAAAGAUUCGGAAGAUACUCUUUAUAAGACAUUUCAAUCCGUCAUACUUGAUAAUAAUGGAAAUUACAAUAACACAUUGGACCUUCCAGAAAAUAUAAAAAUUAUUAAUAACUAUUCAACAGGAGGUUUUCGAAAUAACACAUUUGUCAUUGUUCACCAAGAAGAUAAUUAUACUUGGGAAAUUUACUCUGCAGAUAUUCCAAAGUUCACAUCUAAUGAUAAUGGUUAUAAUAAUCCAAAUAUUAAAGCUACUUAUCCAUCAAUUAAUUCCAAGAUACCUUUAUCAUUAACUAAUAUUAAUAUCACAUAUAACUUUCAAGUAACAACAUCGAUAAACAAAAUUUUUAUUUAUCAAGUUAAUAAUAGCGAUUCUACAUUGCGACAAACCAUUCCAGGCAACUCUCUAUCAUUUACAUAUAGUGCUGACAAUAGAACAAUAAAUAUAAGUAUUUUAGAAAGUACAUUUAAUCAACCAAAUGCAAAGUAUUACAUUGUAAUUGAAGAUAAUGUUGUUAACGAUUUGGAAACAAAUCAACCUAUAAUAGGAAUUGGAAGUAAUAUUUGGGAGUUUAAUACUGUCGACAAUCAAGAUAUUUUUGCGGAGGAUGCGACUGGUCGAUUUUCUUUAACGACCGAAGGAACAAAAUAUUUCAAAAGUCUUUCAUCAUAUAACCAAACAAGAUUUUUAUUAAAUUUAAGAGUUUAUUUGGCAAAAUCAAUACCUUUGGAGAUUAAUAGAUUACAUGCUAUUAAGUAUGAAUCUGAUAAAAGUCAACGAAUACUUCUAUCAUUAUCUAUAAAAUCAACAUCAAAUUUAAAUGAAAGAAAUGUCGAUCAUAUCAUAAAAGAUUUAGAUCUCUUGAUUCAAUAUAAAGAAGUUACGCCUAUAUCUUUAUUCGAUACAACAAAUUUUAUAGAUGCAAGUUUUGGCUUUCAACGUACUAGGAAUUUCUUUGAUGAUGUUAAAUUUCAUUUAAUUGGUAUUGUUAUUGGAGUAAUAAUUUUAUGUUUGUUUUAUCUAUAUGCUAGGAAAAAGCAUUCUACGGUAAAAUAUUUAGUUAUGGAUUAA